AUCGGAGUGGGAAGGGGGAGGCCGGCGAGAACCCUCACGCACCCACUCACUUACUCGAGCCGGUGGAGCGGACGCUCACUGCCCUCCCCACUGGGUGUCCAGGCUCAGUCAGCAGUGCUGGGAUGCAGUGAGCCAGAGUGUGGGCUCCAAUGGAGUCUCGGGCCGCCGCUGAGUCCUGAUAGCCCUUAGAUUAGAGGAGUGUGAGCUUGGCUAUUUGGGGUUGCAUUUUGGGGUCAGCAACAUGAGGAGGUCUGCUCUCAGAGUUGAAGCUGGCUGUGCCCUGGGGCCACAUUGCUGUCAAAGUCUGGGGCUCCCAGAAGAACCCUCCAGUUCUCUGCCUGCACGGCUGGUUGGACAAUGCCAACUCCUUUGACAGGCUCAUUCCUCUUCUUCCACAAGGUUUUCACUAUGUGGCCAUGGACUUCGGAGGUCACGGGCUCUCGUCCCAUCACCACCCAGGUUUCCCAUAUUACCACCAAAGUUUUGUGAGUGACGUCCGGCGGGUGGCAACAGCCUUUAAAUGGAUCCAGUUCUCCAUCCUGGGCCACAGUUUCGGUGGCACUGUGGGCAGCAUGUUCGCCUGCACCUUCCCCGAGAUGGUGGACAAACUUAUCUUACUGGAUACAACACCUUUUGCCCUGGACUCUAAUGAAACAGAGAACAUCCUGACCUACAAACGGAGGAACAUAGAACACAUGCUGAAGGUGGAAGCUUCCCAGAAGUCCCCGAGGGUGUCCAGCCCUGAGGAGCUUUUGCAGGGGUUCCUGGCUAACAACAACCACUUGAGUAGAGAGUGUGGGGAACUCCUCCUGCAGAGAGGAACCACGAAGGUGGACACAGGUCUGGUGCUGAACAGGGACCGGAGGAUCUCUCUGCCAGAGAACGUAAUUGACUUUGUCAGCAAGGAGAUGUUUGCAUAUUAUACCAGAAGCCUGCAGGCCAAUGUGUUGCUCAUCAAAGCAACACAGGGGUACUUUGAUGUGAGACGAGAGAAUGAUGCGAACAGGGAGCCGCUCCUCCUCAUCCAGGACAUGCUAAGAGCCAUCUUGAAGGAGCGGUUCCAGUAUGUGGAAAUCCCAGGCAAUCACUAUGUCCACAUGAAUGAGCCCCACCUUGUGGCUGGAUUCAUCAGCUCUUUCCUACAGAGCCAACCCAGGACCUCUUCAAGGCUGUAGUUCUGGCCUUGGAACUGUUCACGCUGUCUACCUAGCACUCUCUGCCCACAAAAUAGGUGGGGUGGGUCUCACUGUGCUCUAGACCAAGAGAGGCAGCAGAGAAUCCUGUGGCAGAGCUAGAGGUAAAGGGAAAUAGAAGAAGAUUCUAACCUUUAAUACAUGGCUUCAGGAAGGGCACAGUGGUCUGGGGCUUGCGGUUGGUGAGCUCUACUAAGCUGGUGCUGCUGAGGGAGCAGGGCUGCGUUUGGGUCUCUGCAGCUUGUGCUUAUCACCGGUCUCUGUGGAAAUAAAAUCUUCCUCCCUCUU
Messenger RNA from Microtus oregoni (creeping vole), 1481 nucleotides. Its product is annotated as serine hydrolase-like protein. NCBI's taxonomy places the organism in Eukaryota, Metazoa, Chordata, Mammalia, Rodentia, Cricetidae. The record is from RefSeq and is a predicted model, not a curated record. The coding region runs from base 417 to 1175 and encodes 252 amino acids. The transcript is spliced from 12 exons.